This is a messenger RNA of Trichechus manatus latirostris (Florida manatee), 3371 nucleotides long. RefSeq names its product coiled-coil domain containing 57 (gene CCDC57). NCBI's taxonomy places the organism in Eukaryota, Metazoa, Chordata, Mammalia, Sirenia, Trichechidae. The record is from RefSeq and is a predicted model, not a curated record. Gene Ontology annotation, biological process: centriole replication; microtubule nucleation; cilium assembly. Gene Ontology annotation, cellular component: centriole; spindle microtubule; centriolar satellite. Bases 743 to 3295 code for a protein of 850 amino acids. The transcript has 16 exons.
GAAGCACGCCCAAACCUGCCUGGCCUCGUGUGUGGUGUGGCUGGGGGUGUCCAGUGGGUGGCCCCCCGCCUUUCAGAGUGUGGCCUCUGAUGGAUUUGGUGCAAUAAGGCCGAAGGCGGGGUGCUGAGCAGCUUGUGUGUCAGAACCAGCUCCAUCUGCCGAGUGAUCUGAUGGGAGUGGACCAGGAGAGUCUAGGCGUCUCCAGAACGUACACUCUGCCGUGGCGUGGGGCAGGCUGUGCACCCGGUCCUCAGCGGGGCACACAGACACAGAGAGCAGGAGGCCCCUGGACGCUGGUUAGCGAUCUGACAGAGUGACCCUGAGAGCGAAGAAUGCGCUGUGUUUCGUGUCUUUGCGUUUGGAAUUGCAUUCUCUAGCCUCUUGUUUUACUGUGUUUUACAGAAGUGCCAGCCCACGACAGACUGGAGAUCAGGGACGCACACACACCUGCUCUGCUGGCAUCUGCCCCGCCGGGCGAGCGGACGUGGUUAAGAGCAGCCUGGUAGGCGGCACACAGAGCUUCUCUCUUGACUUCCUCUGCUCUGUGGUGAGAGUGUGCAGACUGAGGGCCCAGCCUGCUGACCAGCCGGGCGCGGGCGAGCCCCUCCCAGCUCGGGGCGUGGCCUGCUGCAGGACUCAGGUUUGGCCAGACCUCAGGGUGACGGGCUCUGAGCUGGGUGCAGUGGAGGGACGUUGGAGCCCAGCCUGAGUCCGAACCUGCCCUCUCCACACGGUUGCCACCAUGCUGCCCUCGGAGCAGGCCCUGGAGGAGCUGCUGGCCCACAAGGAGGAGGAGUGGCGGGCGCUGCAGGCCCGCCGUGCCCAGCUGCAGGGUGCCGCCCUGCAGGAUGUGCAGCGCCGGCUGGAGGACGCGCAGGGUCAGCUGCGGCGCCUCCGGGAGGACUUUGUCUACAACCUGCAAGUGCUAGAGGAGCGGGACCGCGAGCUGGAGCAUUAUGAUGCUGCCUUCGCCCAGACCCAGCGCGCAGAGGAGGCCCGGCAGGCGGAGGCCAGCGAGCUCAAGAUCGAAGCGGCCAAGCUGAGGCAGGCGCUGGCCCGAGAGGCCCGGCGGGCAGAUGAGCUGCAGCAGCAGCAGCAGCUGACGCUGCAGGAGCAUCGCCGGGAGCUGGAGCGCGUGCACAGUGACAAGAACAGUGAAAUUGACUGCCAUCGGGAACAGUAUGAACAACUGACGUGGAAACUGAAGAGGAGACUUCAGGAGCUCGAUGGGGAGCUUGUGCUGCAGAAACAGGCGCUUCUGGUGGAGUUUGAGUCCGAGAUGCAGAGGAGGGAGCGUGAGUCCCGUCUGCAGGCUGACGCCAUGAGCAACACGGUCCUGACGCAGGAGCUCAAGAUUAAAGUAUUGAGGAAAGAGCUUGAGGCCUUGAAGGAAGCUGGCGCUGAGGUUGCGGAGUCUCUGCAGAGAGCAGAGACUGCCAAUGCAGAGCUGGAGUGCGAGGUGGCGCGCAGGGACCGGGAGCUGCAGGACCUCAUGGCCGUGAAGGAUGCUCGGAUAAAGGACUUAGAGGGCAAGCUCCACUCUGCACAACUGACCCGGGCGAAGGAGGAGGAAGCCUUCCAGAGGAAGCAUGAAGUGCUGGACCGUCUGGCCAGGGAGCGGGACGCAGUGCUGGCCUCUGUGAAGGAGGCCCACGCGGAGCAGCUGCGGGCACAGGAAGCGAGGGUGCUGGAGCUGCAGGCCCACAGCGAGAGCCUGGAGGCACGGCUGCGCCGGGCUGAGUGGGGACAGGCCGACGCCGUGAGGGACCACGAGGCCGUUGUUGCCCGACUUCGAGAGGAGGUGUCGGCUCUGAAGUCCGGCUGGGACGCGCAGGUCGCUCAGCUCUCCCAGGAGGUGGUUGCCAAGGACCUGCAGGUUCAUGCUCUGCAGGAGGAGGGGCUGCAGCUCAAAGCCCAGUCAGCCCGGCUCCAGCAGGACAUCGACAGGUACAAGCAGCAGCUGGCGGCGGCCGUGGACAGGGAGCGGAGCCUGGAGCGGGAGAAGGUGCAGCUGGCGCUGGACUGGCAGUGCCGCUGUGACACCACUGAGCGGGACCAGUACCGCAGGUCCGAGGACCUGAUCCAGGGCCUGACCGCGGCCAGGGAGCAGGCUGUGGCCAAACUCGAGGAGGCAGAGCGGAGGCUGUGUGACAAGGAGGAGGUGCUGAAGGCCUUGGCCCUCGAGAGAGACCGGGCGGUGCAUGCGCUGAGGACACACGGGCUCCUUCCCGAGAGGGAGGCUCAGACACCCUUACGGCAUCAUGAAGAAGCAAUAAGUCAAGCUUUUCCGUCGAGUGAGAUCCAGCAACUACAAGAGCAGAACAUGAGCUUGCGGAAUGCUAUUGCUCAGAUGAGGAGGGAAAUGGAGGCGCUGAGUGAUCAAAUUCUUCCUUCUGCCCACUUUGGAGAAAAGACCUCAGAUACAAACCAGCCUAAUCCAAAUGCUGCAGCAGAUACUGCCACUCCUGAUUAUGUUCUGGCCCUCGAAGCAGAAAUACGAAAUCUAAAGCAUAAAUUUAAAACACUAGAAGAACAGUUAGAAGAUAUCUUAGAGCCUUCGAAGAUGUCGUCUUUUGCUGAAGUUCAGCCCGAUGUCUGUGCUGCAGACAGCGCUGCUGGCGAGGGUCCCAUCUUAUGGGGGGCCCCCCCUCAGGCCGAGGUGGCGCCCACCGUGCUGGCGUGCAGGAAGCUCGCAGGCAGGGUCCGUCUGCUGGACUGCCUGGUCUCGAGGCUCCGACAGAAGGUGCUGCAGAAGCCCCCAGAGAUGGAUGCUGUCCGGCUCCAGUUACCCCACGAGGUGGACCAGGCGCACGUGGAGGUCUUGGAGCUGGGCAAGCAGGUGGCUGAGCUGGAGAAGCAUCUUGGCACCACCAGGAAGGAAGGCGGCGAGGCAGUGGGUGGGACACCAGAGACCACGGCCACCAGGAGACAGGGCCCUGCAGGUGGAGAGCCCACGGGGACGGGGGACCAGGGGCCGCAGGCCACACAGCGCUCCUUGGAGCUCCGACUCCAGCGGAAGCUGAGGGCCGCCGCCAAGAGCAUCCUCCGCCUGCAGCAGGAGAAGGAGCAGCUCGUGGAAGCCAGCAACCGGCUCCGCGCGGGGCUGGGCCGUCCCCGGGACACCGCAGGGACGCCACCUGGCCCUUCCCCAAUUCCUGUCCUGGAAGCCCGGAGCCCAGGUGAGCUGCCUCGGCCACCACUGGAUUGUAGCCUGCCCUUGGGACAGGUGCAGCCUCGUUUCACAGCUCAGGUAACAGUCCAUCAUCUGAGGAAUGGGCUUUAUUUUUUUAUAUAAAUAUCAUUUUGUUGUUGUUGAAAAUAUGCACAGCAAAAACAUACACCAAUUCACAUUUCUCCAUGUGCAGUUCAGU